Miscanthus lutarioriparius is the source of this 3087-nucleotide messenger RNA. NCBI's taxonomy places the organism in Eukaryota, Viridiplantae, Streptophyta, Magnoliopsida, Poales, Poaceae. The record is from the annotation of a GenBank genome assembly.
AUGGCGAUGGCCGGGGCGGCGCCCGCACCGGCGCCCCCGCUGCUCCGGCGGUGCCCGUGCUCCGCGCCUCCCUGGGCGCCCUCUCCCUUCCGCUCCCGCCGCCGCGGCCGCUCCAUGAUGUCGCCGUUCACUGGCGCCAGAAGGCAGGAGUACUCCCAGAGCUCAGUCCUUGGAAUUCAAGACAGCCGAGCUCUUAAGCUUCCAGUAUGUGUCAACUUUAAUGUGCAAAGUAGCGGCGCACAAGAAUGGGCUGACGAGAGCAGGAGGUUAUCCUUAAGCAAAGCCAGCAAUAGUAAUGGUUCCACUCAUCUAGGGACAGGUAUUUUCCAUCAUGAACCCUUGGAAGAUUUCAAGAGCUCCAACCAAUCUCUAUUGCACAGUGUAAGACAACGAAUGGCACCGAAUUCUCUUGCGAAUAGGCACGCCAACACGGAACUGGCAAAGCAUCAUGCGAUUAAUCGUGCCGCAGUUGCUGUGACAGCACUGACCAGUGUUGUUAAUGAUGACAUUAAACCGGUGAAGAGGCCUAAGGAAUCUGAAGUGGAGGCUCAUUGGCCUAAUGGUCCCAAGUUUCAUUCUCCUCUUCCGAAAAUCUCUGAAGUUGAAACAAGCUUGCCAUUUGAUGAAAAUGCUACAGAUGGUCAUGCUAAAGAUGUGAAUGAAUGCUCACCCGAGGAGAUGGUACAACCUUCUCCAGCUAGAGCGCCCUUAUCCCAGGAGUCUAUAGAUGCGCGGAAGGCACUUGCUACCAUCUAUGACAAAGUUCUGGUGGUUGACAAUGUCAUGUCAGCUAGGAGUGUUGUUCAACUGCUUACUACGAAGUACAGAAAUUAUAUUCAUGCAUGUGACACAGAGGUAGAUAUUGAUGUUAAACAAGAGACACCAGUUGGCCAUGGAAAGGUCACAUGCUUUAGCAUCUACUCUGGCACUAAAGGUGCUGAAGCUGAUUUUGGAAAUGGCAAGACAUGCAUUUGGGUGGAUGUGCUGGAUGGUGGACCAGAUGUACUCAUGGAGUUUGCCCCAUUUUUUGAGGAUUCAUCAAUCAGGAAGGUUUGGCACAACUAUAGUUUUGAUAGUCAUGUCAUAGAGAACUAUGGAAUUAAAGUUGCUGGAUUUCAUGCUGAUACAAUGCAUCUUGCAAGACUUUGGGAUUCUUCAAGAAGAACGGAUGGAGGAUAUUCUCUUGAGGGACUUACAAAUGAUCAUAGGGUCAUGGGUGUUGUCUCAAAGGAAUUGCGAAAGAUUGGGAAGAGAUCAAUGAAAACCAUCUUUGGUAGGAAAAAGAUAAAGAAGGAUGGAUCAGAAGGGAAGAUUACCUCAAUCGAGCCUGUUGAAAUUUUACAAAGAGAAGACAGAGAAUUGUGGAUCUGCUAUUCUUCAUUAGAUUCCAUGAGUACCUUGAAGCUUUAUGAAAGCUUGAAAAGCAAGCUUGAAAGGAAGCCUUGGACUUUUGACGGUUGCCCCAGAGGUUCAUUGUACGAUUUCUACGAGGAGUAUUGGCGUCCUUUCGGUGCUAUUCUUGUAAAAAUGGAAACAGCUGGAAUGCUUGUUGACCGUGCUUACCUUUCAGAGAUUGAAAAGGUUGCUGUUGCACAGCGCAAAUUAGCUGCAGAUAAAUUUCGGAAGUGGGCAUCUAAGUAUUGCCCUGAUGCAAAAUACAUGAAUGUUAAUAGUGAUACUCAGAUUCGACAACUCUUUUUUGGUGGUACAGAGAACAGAUGCAAACCUGGUGAUUUAUUGCCGAAGAUUAAAGCUAUUAAAGUGCCUAACGAUGAAACUGCAGUUUCAGAAGGCAAGAAGGUUCCAAAGUAUCGCACAAUUGAACUUUUCAACAUUGUGGAAGACCUGAAAACUGAUAUAUUUACUGCAAGUGGCUGGCCUUCAGUUAGUGGGGAUGCAUUGAGAAGUUUGGCUGGGAAGGUUCCAUCAGAUCUUGUUUACUCAACAGAUGAUGUAAAUGAUGAUGAAUGUGGUAGUCAUUCUGAAAUUUCCAAUUGUGAUCUAGAAGACACCUCUUCUUAUGGAACUGCAUAUGAUGCAUUUGGAGGAGGAAAGGAAGGAAAAGAAGCAUGCCAUGCCAUUGCAGCUUUGUGUGAGAUCUGUUCUAUUGACUCGUUAAUAUCCAACUUCAUUCUUCCUCUACAGGGAAAUCAUAUAUCAUGUAAGGAAGGGCGGAUCCACUGUUCCUUAAAUAUUAACACAGAAACAGGGCGUUUAUCGGCAAGGGCACCAAAUUUACAGAACCAACCUGCGCUUGAAAAGGAUAGGUAUAAAAUCCGCCAAGCUUUUGUUGCAGCUCCAGGGAACACUCUUAUUGUUGCUGAUUAUGGUCAGCUGGAACUCAGGAUCUUGGCGCAUCUUGCUGAUUGUAAAAGCAUGUUAGAUGCUUUCAGAGCUGGCGGUGACUUCCAUUCCAGGACAGCCAUGAACAUGUAUCCGCAUAUUCGUGAGGCUGUUGAAGAAGAGAAAGUAAUUCUUGAGUGGCAUCCUCAACCCGGUCAAGAGAAACCUCCCGUGCCGUUGUUGAAGGAUGCUUUUGGCGCUGAGAGGAGGAAAGCUAAGAUGCUAAAUUUCUCCAUUGCAUAUGGGAAAACGCCCCAUGGGCUUGCUCGUGAUUGGAAGGUUUCUGUUAAGGAAGCAAAAGAUACACUGAAACUCUGGUAUAGCGAUAGAAAGGAGGUUCUGGCUUGGCAAAUGAAACAGAAACAGCUAGCACAUGAGAAGUCUGAAGUUUAUACUUUGCUUGGGCGAUCACGCCGUUUUCCAAAUAUGGCUCAUGCAACUUCUGGCCAAAGGGGUCACAUUGAGCGUGCUGCUAUCAAUGCUCCUGUACAGGGCAGUGCAGCUGAUGUUGCUAUGUGUGCAAUGCUUGAGAUAGACAGGAAUACUCGUCUUAAGGAGCUUGGUUGGACGCUCCUCUUGCAGGUGCAUGAUGAAGUGAUACUGGAAGGGCCUUCAGAGUCUGCGGAGCUGGCCAAGUCCAUAGUGGUUGAGUGCAUGUCUAAGCCCUUCUACGGCACCAAUAUCCUGAAGGUCGACCUUGCUGUUGAUGCCAAAUGUGCACAGAAUUGGUAUGCGGCCAAGUAG